AGGCUGCUGGGAAAAGAUGGCAGCUUCCUUUUGUUUGUGCGGAUUUACUGUACUCCGGGAGGGUCUUUAAAGACUUUCCUCCGUCUCUACACAGGUGUACAUCGCUCACUCGGGGUUCACACCGACCGCUGUCCCAACACUUUAACCGGGAGAACAUGGAGAAGUGCGGGAGCAUCGACAGUUUGGGCUCGAAACGCUCCUCUUCACGGCAGCCAAGUGUUGAUUCAUUGUCCAGUACGUCCACCUCUCGCUCGGACCGGUCUGCCCAGGCCAAGCCGCCCUCUGUGAUGUCCUCUGACUCUGUGUCCACCUCUGCAGAGUUUUCCCCGGAGCUCAGGGUCAAACCCAAAACUCCUGCCAAGCAGAUGCUUAGAGAUUCAGACAAAGAGGAACCACAGUUGCUUCCAAAUGAAACUGUGCAAGACAUGGCCCAAGAUGUCACCUACUUCUGUCCUUUCACUGGAGCACUGAGGGGAACGGUGACGGUCACAAACUACAGACUGUUCUUCAAAUGCAUGGACAGGGAGCCAGCGUUUGUGCUGGACCUGCCCCUUGGUGUGGUGAGUCGUGUGGAAAAAAUUGGAAGUGCAUCAAGCCGUGGUGAUGUGUCCUAUGGGCUGGUUUGUAAGGAUAUGCGUAAUCUACGUUUUGCACACAAACAGAUGGAGGACACACUGAGGAAGUCCAUUUUCGAAGUGCUGAUAAAAUAUGCGUUUCCUGUUUCCAACGGGCUGCAAAUCUUUGCCUUUGAAUAUGGACAAGUCUUUCCUGAAAACGGAUGGAAGGUGUAUGACCCUGUCUCGGAGUACAAAAGACAGGGCAUACCCAAUGAAAGCUGGAGGAUAACAAAAAUAAAUGAUCACUACGAGCUGUGUGACACCUACCCAUCAACUUUGGCAGUGCCUGUCAACAUACCGGACGAAGAGCUGAAGAGGGUAGCUGCUUUCCGAGCAAAGGGCAGGAUACCUGUUUUGUCGUGGAUCCAUCCAGAGAGCCAAGCGACAGUGACUCGCUGCAGUCAACCCAUGGUUGGGGUAAAUGGGAAGCGCAGCAAAGAGGAUGAGAAAUACCUCCAGGCGAUCAUGGACGCUAACGCUCAGUCCCAUAAACUCUUCAUUUUUGAUGCCAGGCCCAGUGUCAACGCUGCUGCCAAUAAGAUGAAAGGGGGAGGAUAUGAGAGCGAGGAUGCUUAUCAAAAUGCAGAGCUGGUGUUCUUGGAUAUCCACAAUAUCCACGUGAUGAGGGAGUCACUCCGCAAGCUGAAGGAUGUGGUCUACCCCAAUAUCGAGGACUCCCACUGGCUCUCUAAUCUGGAGUCCACUCACUGGCUCGAGCACAUCAAGCUGAUCCUGGCGGGAGCCCUGCGGAUUGCAGACAAGGUGGAGUCUGGGAAAACGUCAGUGGUUGUUCACUGUAGCGACGGUUGGGACCGCACAGCCCAGCUCACCUCCUUGGCCAUGCUCAUGCUGGACAGUUACUACCGCACCAUUCGCGGCUUCGAGGUGCUGCUCGAGAAGGAGUGGCUGAGCUUCGGUCACCGCUUCCAGCUGCGAAUCGGUCAUGGCGAUAAAAAUCACACAGAUGCAGACCGCUCACCUGUUUUUAUUCAGUUUAUUGACUGCGUUUGGCAGCUGACUCGUCAGUUUCCUGCAGCCUUUGAGUUUAACGAAUACUUCCUGGUAACCAUCCUGGACCACCUGUACAGCUGUCUAUUUGGGACAUUCUUGUGUAACAGCGAACAGCAGAGGUUGAAGGAAGAGAUUCCCAAGAGGACAGUGUCAUUGUGGUCUUACAUUAACAGCCAGCUGGAGGAGUUUACCAAUCCUCUGUAUGUGAACUACUCCAACCAUGUGCUGUUCCCUGUUGUCAGCCUACGCCACCUGGAGCUUUGGGUUGGCUACUACAUCCGCUGGAACCCUCGCAUGAGACCUCAGGAACCUAUUCAUCAGCGCUAUAAAGAGCUGCUGGCGAAGCGUGCCGAGCUACAGAAGAGAGUGGACGAGCUACAGCGAGAGGUGACCAAUCGCUCAGCUUCCUCUUCCUCUGAGCGGGCGGGCUCCCCCACACGCUCCAUCACUCCUGUGCAGACUUUUGUUUGACAAAACUUGGCCCUCAUUGCGUUUUCAGAAGCAGAAUCCUACCUGUGAGAAGGUGACAUACAGUUGUAAUGAAUAGGCCGCACCUGGCGCCAUUGGAGGGCCUGUGUACCAAACUGCCUCUUUGAGUGACACACCACAUUAAUACACUACCACCAAAAGUCUGAUUAGGCAGAUUACUGUUUUGCAUCUCUCACAGGUCAUGUAGAAUCUGCUUGCAACAGAAGAGUGUCUGUCUCAGACCGCUUGACUACAGCCAUAUUGUACUCUUCCUCCAGGGUUGAGAGGACUUGUAACCAGAGUAUUGGGAACUGUUUAGCAUAUCGACCUACCUACAAUGAGUGUUGCUAGUAUUUGAAGUACACUAAAAUAUUACUCGGGUUAAAUAUGUAUGCCUUAUACAUGUCAUAGGAGCACUCACUUCAUUCCUCUACACUGCAAAUGUUUGUUAGAUAAUGAUUUAAUGAGCUGAAGCAAUUGUGAAGACGUACAAUGCUGCAAAUAUUGUUUAGAGGUCAAAACUCUAGUUCUAACAUCAACUAAACGCUGCAGGAUUUGUUAAAUACUGAUUUAAAAAUGUAGCUCAAGGGCUGUACUGUUAGCUUCUAAUGUUAAAAAAUGGUAAUAGAAUUAAAAAAGUUGACGGAUUGUCUUCACAAAUCAAUGCUUAUAGAUAGUUGUGACCAAAUAUCUUCUUUUUUUUUAAAAAUAUAAAUAAUGUGUCAUAUAUUACAUUCCUGUCAUUGAGUGAUUUUCUCAAUUUUGUAAGUUUCAUUUUUCUAACUAGUCUGUGUUAUUUAUUAUCCUUUAGUCCAGACUUGUAUUUAUGGCUCACAUACACACUCUGUCUUAUGUCAUAUAAAUUGAGUAGAGAUUUUCCCAUACAAUGGUAACAAGCUGCACAGAAUAUGCAAUCGUUCAUUUGCAAUCACCCACUUAAUGGUCAUUUACUCAAAAUGUUUGUGUGAACAUUUCUUGCAGAUACUUUUUAAAGCUGGUAUCAGCCAGGUAGGGUUCUUUUUUAUAGGCAGCAGAAACUGUAACAACUAAUAAUUUUCUUUGGGUGUUUUGUUUUUUAUUUUGGGUUUUUUUUUUUAGUUUAUUAAAUCUGAAUGAAUAUCUGUGCCUUGCUCUGGGUGAUUGGGAGUAAUAUGAGAAUAGUGUGCAAGGUUUGUAAUUGCCAAGGUUAAACGCAAAAUACAGUGUUAGUCAGCCUUUCACUGUGUAUGUGAAUACUUGCAAUAAACACAGGACUGAACUUCAAAGAGUCAGCAUGGUUUAUUCUAUUAGCAUCAGGUGUGAAUGCACCGACUUCCAGUCUAUUUCCUGGGUGUUAGUGUUUAAAGUGACAGCAGAGCCUCGUAAUUAUUUCUGGUUGUGAAACAGUGCCUUUUAUUUUAAAUGAAAAAAUUAAGUUAAUUAAAGGCUGAAACUUAAGGCUGCCAGACAACCAUAGUCAAUGUUUCAUUUUCAUAUCUAAAUAUUAGAUGACUAGCAAUAAAUUGGCUUAAAGGCAUCCUUUACCCAUUAUCAUGCUUAUUAUUCUCAUGACUUAAUGUAUGCCCAACACUUGAAAUACAUUUCUUUUUCCACGUAUAUUAAAUGACUCUCCCUCCAAAAACUAGAGCUUUUUAAGUGUGACCAUUUCUCUGCACAGUUUAAGUGAAGCUGCAAUGCUGUGUGUACUUCAUUAUUUCCAAAC
Messenger RNA from Toxotes jaculatrix (banded archerfish), 3798 nucleotides. It is a transcript of the gene mtmr2, whose product is annotated as myotubularin related protein 2. Gene Ontology annotation, molecular function: phosphatidylinositol-3,5-bisphosphate 3-phosphatase activity. The coding region runs from base 156 to 2099 and encodes 647 amino acids. Gene Ontology annotation, biological process: dephosphorylation. NCBI's taxonomy places the organism in Eukaryota, Metazoa, Chordata, Actinopteri, Toxotidae. The transcript is spliced from 16 exons. The record is from RefSeq and is a predicted model, not a curated record.